Messenger RNA from Varroa destructor (honeybee mite), 3164 nucleotides. RefSeq names its product beta-1,3-galactosyltransferase 1-like. Lineage: Eukaryota; Metazoa; Arthropoda; Arachnida; Mesostigmata; Varroidae. Gene Ontology annotation, biological process: protein O-linked glycosylation. Gene Ontology annotation, molecular function: hexosyltransferase activity. The record is from RefSeq and is a predicted model, not a curated record. Gene Ontology annotation, cellular component: Golgi membrane.
UACUACUAGUAGUACAGCCGCGACGACAUCUAUAGUUGCUGCUUGUCGACCGAAUUUAAAGCAGUCAUCAGAAGACGAUCAUCCAAACUCAUACGAUAGCAAUUUUCGCGUCGGCACAAUUCGUUGCCAUUCGUAGAUUUUCUUGCCGCCAUUGCCCCUUCUUUUUUCCGCUGAAAAUCCGACGAGCAACGCCGUUUACUCUUGCUCUUGUGUGUAGUUAAAUAAACACCGAUAGGCAUAAGAGCUUUCGUAGACAGCAUUAGCAACACACGCAAAAGAAUGUAAUCUAAUUGUAGUAAUUGAAUGAAUCGCGAUGAAGUAGCAGUUAGUAGGUUAGUCCUGAUCUUUUUGAGAGCUGGAUGUUGCUAAAACUGAAAGGCUGUGAGACAGAAGAAAGAAGACAAGGACAGACUGUGUGCAAUAAGAGGAUUACUGAAAACGGUACAAAUGGCGUUGGCAACUAUCGAUGUUGCUUUUGUAGGCUGUGCCAACAAGAGUUCAUGGACUUAUUGAUAAUGGAUUUUGAUUAAAAUUACGAUCCUAAUAGUUGCCGGAUAUGCGAUUUGCAUGUAUCCUUACGAGGAAAAACAUAUGGCUCAAGGUAACCAAAACGAAACUUCUUCAUACACCGUUCAGGCACACUAUGGUAUCAGCCUAUUCUACUUGUUUAUCACUUGUAACGUGAUCGUUGCUAAUUUGAAGUAAUUAUUUCGCGACAGUGCAGUACUACGACUAUUAUUUCAUUUUAUCUUAAGUACUAAUCAAAAUAAUUCUAACGGAUGAAACCCAAAUGAAGAAGGUCCAUAAUAGAUACUAGCAAGUAGUCAGUGUACUAAUAAGCCACAUAAAUUCAACUCAUUGUUACUGUUGUAUUGACAUAUUCGCAAUAAAGAGUAUGGUGCACCAAGCCGUUGCACCAUAUUGCAUUGCCCUACUUACCAUAUCUGAAGGAUACCGGCGGCGUUUGUUUAUAUUCACAAAAGUAUAUUUAAUAGCCUUUCAGCUCAAUUUCAGCAGAUUAACCAAAGGCAAAUGCUGGUUGAUGAUGGCGAAUGAAAAACAGUUUUCGGGAGGGUAAACUUCAGUUUGUCCACGUGUAAAUAUGUGGGUGCGAAGAGGGUCCUUAGGCCUGAUAACCCCUGUUGUCGUAUUUCUAGUCACAGCGUGGGUGAUACUUGACGGCACGUUUCACAAUGGCGAUAACUAUGAUUCUCCCCGCGUGGCCUUCAGUCCGACAACUAAAAAUCAUCAGACAGUCAGCGGAAGUGUUAGUAUGGCCGCUACUUUAAAGUUAAUUGAUGCUCAACUUGAGGCCGCAGAACUAAGGGUCACGUCUCAAACUCGCAUGAACUACACAGUUGCCUUAUUUGCUGAUCAGACUAGAAUUCCUACUGAUGUUGGCUGGACGGUGCAACGUCCGGAGAAUUUUACGGUGCAUAAAGGGUUCGAACCCAAUCCGCAUAACUACACAUAUAUUCUAAACACUGAAACCCUUUGUAAUGAUUUCGAUCAUCGACGCUUACGAGUUUUAGUGUUUGUCGAAACUCACGUGAAGAAUACGGAGCGACGGAUGGCCAUUAGGAAAACAUGGGCGCAACGAGAACUGCAGAAGGCACUUAACUUUCGAGUGGUGUUCCUAUUUGCGAAUUAUGGAAAUGGAACGGUUCAACAAGCGGCACUGAAGGAAGAUUAUGUGUAUGGUGACGUUUCUCAAGAAGACUUUCCCGAACAUUUUGAGAACCUCAGCAUCAAAUCUACUAUGGGUCUGAAGUAUGCGGUGACGUUCUGUAAAAGUGCUGAAUACAUUAUUAAAAUCGAUGACGACAUCUUUCUCUACAUGCCAAAUGUUAUUAAAUCAUUUGAAAGUCACCGACGUACGCCGGCAAAGGAUCAUCUACUUUGCCACCGAAAUCGAGUCGAGCGGAUACUGCGACCAGGCAAGAGUCAUGAAGUACACCGAAUCAAGACAAAGAAGUACGAGGUUAGUCAUGAUGUCAUUCCUGGGAGUAGUUUCCCACCGUACUGUUCAGGCUUCGCCUAUAGCAUGAGCUUGCGGGCUGCCCUCAAGCUUUAUGAAGCGUCACUGGGAACGCCACUGUUCUUUAUCGAAGAUGUCUAUUUGACAGGAUUUUGUCGUCAUAAGGCGGGUAUAGGGCUGAUUGACCACCCAGGAAUGGCAUUGCGCCCGCCCGUCACCGAGUACAAUGCCCCCUGCUAUUUUCAUUUCGCGGAACGAAUCACCUCUAACGAGAUCAGCCCCAUGGAAAUGCAUGAUAUUUGGGACGCAGUCAACACAGCAGGAUACUUUUGUCCUAAAUAAUCCUCGAGCAGUACAAAUACGCAUGUAUUUAUAUUUGCAUUCUGUAAUAAUAUUUGUUAAUGCUGAAUAGAUAAAUCAAAUAUCUCAGACAUGUUUUCCUUUUUAUUUUCUUAAACACAAAGUUUUGUAUAUAUAUAUAUAUAUAUGCAGGGAACAGACGGUCAUUGAAGCAGCUUUUCUACCUAAUAUAAUUGCCUAAAUCGUAGUUUUCAAUGAAGCCACUUAAAAGCAAAGGUAUUAAAGAAAACUUACAGGUAACAAAUUGGCAGGACUAGUUCAUAACUGUGGGACCUUGAAACCAUACUUCCCUUUAUUAGGAAGAUAAAUGUGUAAAUGGAAAAGGCUGAAUGCGCACUAGUCUAGGUGUGUCGAUUACACCCAAAUAAUUGAAACAAACAACUAUCCGUCCCACUACAAGUACAGCUGAAGUUAAAAAUUAACUGGCAGGUGCUAAAUACGCAAAUAGUCUUGGGAAAUUCUAAGUUCAAUAAAUCAUAAUCUGUUUAUCUAAGGAAGAUCUAUUACUCAAUACUUCCGCAGGUAUCAUUUAGCAUCUCUGCUGAUAGCGGGAUCGGGCCAAGGGAUUCAAUUCCAUCAUAUAAAAUGUUGUGCCUACUUCGUAAAAAUGUAGAUCUUAAUAGAUAUCUGCAAUACAUUUAUACGUAAACCUUAUUAGGAAUAAUUAUUGCAUAAAGGAUUUACAUGGAUGAAUGUCGUAUUUAUUUAUCUUAUGCAGGAAACGAAGAAAUCCCACCAACAUUUAAUGAUUGUAUUGAACAAAGUUCAAAUUAUUAAACUGGUGCUACAUUUUGGUUUACUAUUUUUUAAAAUAAAUUGUACAUAA